AUGACAACCAAGUUAGUUAAGCAUUUGAUGGCUGACAAUAUACAGGGUGAUCCCACUUUAAAAUCCAAACAGAUCAUGUCACUCUUUAAGAAGACUUAUGGGUCCAAUAUUAAGUAUAACCAUGCCCGUAGAGGGAAAGAGGUCGUAUUUGAAGAUCCGUAUGGUGACGACGAGAAGUCGUAUAGGGAUUUAAAUUGGUAUGUGAAAUCCAUUGAGCAAACUAAUCCUGAUAGCUUUGUGAAACUUGAAGUUGAUCAAGAAACUGGAAGAUUUCAGCGGAUUUUCGUUUUUUUCGGUGCUUGCAAGCAUAACUAUAGGUAUCUCAGGCCCAUGAUUUACUUGGACGCUACUUUCCUCACUGGUAGAUUCAGGGGUACUUUGAUGGCUGCAACAUGUAUCAAAGGAAAUGAUGGUUUUUACCCAUAUGCCUUUGUUAUUGUUUCAUCUGAAAACAAAGACAAUUGGUUUUGGUUUCUGGAUAAUCUUCAACAAGUGGUCGAUGAUCGUCCGAUUGUUUUCCUUAGUGAUCGUCACGAAGGACUUUUGCAGGGCAUUCCAAGAGUAUUUCCUGGUUCAUAUCACAGCUGUUGCUUUUACCAUAUCAAGUGCAAUCUACCUAUUGGAAAAGGUGAUGCGAAUUACAAUGUCGUUAUUGAUUUGUUUUACAAAGCUGCUUACUCUUACACAGCAGCGAACUUUGAAGAAGCUUUGCUCGGCAUGCAUGCUAUUGGUUGUGGACAUGUUGCUAAUUAUCUCAGGACCAUUCCAAAGGAGAAAUGGGCAAAUGCAUUUUUCCCCGUAUGCAGAUAUGCUGCUCACUCUUCAACUAUUUCCGAGUUAUUCAAUAACUGUAUUCUUGAGUUCAAAAAGUUGCAUGCUUUUGCUCUUCUUGAUGCGAUACGUUUGAAGGUUAUGCAGAUGAAUUCAAAGAGAAGGGUAGAAGGUCUUGAAAAUUUUAACACCUAG
This is a messenger RNA of Papaver somniferum (opium poppy), 966 nucleotides long. RefSeq lists its product as uncharacterized. The record is from RefSeq and is a predicted model, not a curated record. Bases 1 to 966 code for a protein of 321 amino acids. Lineage: Eukaryota; Viridiplantae; Streptophyta; Magnoliopsida; Ranunculales; Papaveraceae. The transcript has 2 exons.